AUGGCUCCCUCAAAAAAGACCGUUAAACCUACCUCUGAAUCCUCGUCAAGCGAGUUAUCCGGCUCCCCUGCCUUGACCCACCUUACGAGCAAUCCUACUGUAUCCUCUCCACCAUUUGAUUCUAAACCCCAGAUAAUAAGCAAGGAGGGAAGGCACAAGGAGGAGUUGGUGGAGCUCCUGGAGAAAGCUGGGCAUUGGGAAGGCCUCAUGCCCCAAGGUAUCCUUGGACGGGGAAGCCAUAGUUGGGUACAAGGCCAUGUGGAAGCUAGAGAGAUCUGGCACCGAAAGCACAACACAGAGACCGAGCUUCCCGGUUUCAUCUUCGACCCAUUACUUGCCCUAUUACUAUACUCACAGACACAAGAAGAAGUUCCGAUAUUCUUGCGGCCCAGGGAUAACUACGGAGAACUAUAUUUUGUGGGGGCUUUGGGCGUGCAAGACUGA
Molecule: messenger RNA, 444 nt
Organism: Nannizzia gypsea CBS 118893
Lineage: Eukaryota; Fungi; Ascomycota; Eurotiomycetes; Onygenales; Arthrodermataceae
Exons: 5
Coding region: 1-444 (147 amino acids)
Source: RefSeq, a predicted model, not a curated record